Teleopsis dalmanni is the source of this 3276-nucleotide messenger RNA. RefSeq lists its product as uncharacterized. NCBI's taxonomy places the organism in Eukaryota, Metazoa, Arthropoda, Insecta, Diptera, Diopsidae. The transcript has 5 exons. The coding region runs from base 221 to 3037 and encodes 938 amino acids. The record is from RefSeq and is a predicted model, not a curated record. Gene Ontology annotation, cellular component: nucleus.
GUGUUUUUUUUGUGUUGCAUUAUACACAUCUCCGUAAAUACUGAAAAAUAAAAACAGCUGAUUAUGUAAAUCAGUUUUGUCAAUAUAUAGUUGUCAAACUAGCAGUUGCGCGCAUUUACUCUGACAGCGUCUGAAAGGAUGGCAUAUAAAACACAUUUAAUCAAGUUUCUUGUAAAGUUUUAGUUAAAUAGUGAAUUUGUUUAAUAAGUGCAAUACAAUAAUGAAAACAUGUAUACUUUGUAAGUCCAAAGAAAAGGAUGAUAUUCGAUAUGGCGAAUUUUUGACAAAAAAAGAUGUAGGCGUUCAUACAUAUUGUUUGUAUCUUUCAUCAAAUCUCUGUCAAAGUGGCAAAGAUAAUGAAGGCUUUUUAGGCUUUCUAUUAAGUGAUAUAAGAAAUGAAGUUAAACGCAUAAGUGCCGUGAAAUGUUGCUAUUGUAGGGGCUACUACGCAAACAUUGGGUGUUGCCAUAAAAAAUGUCGCCAUACAUUUCAUUUGGUGUGCGGUGUACAGAAAGGAGCACAAAAUGAAUUUUGUGAUACUUUUAGAUCGUUCUGCUCAUCGCAUGUAAGGAAAGUGCGUUAUCAUCCAGGAGAUAAUGAUGUGUGCCUAAUUUGCUUAGAGAACUUAAUUACACCAUUAAAGCGUUUUGAUCCAGUUAAUAUGCUGCGUGCACCUUGUUGUCAGAAUGGUUGGUUUCAUAAAUACUGCUUGCAGAAGUGUGCCAAAAUGUCUGGUUAUUUUUUUAAAUGUCCGCUUUGUAAUGAUACGGAAAAGAUUAAAUCGAACUUAAAAAAAAUGGGUGUUUUUAUACCAGAUCAAGAUGCAGCAUGGGAACUGGAGCCAGGCGCAUUUCAGGAUCUCUUAGAAAGACCUCGUACUUGUCAGGCCAUAACCUGUGUAAAUAAAUCGGGAAGAAAUAAUGAAUCAGACAGAAAUCCUUUAAAAAUAUGCAUUACCUGUGGAUCAGUGGCAAUUCAUCAAAAUUGUAUGCGGUGUAAUACGGAAAACUUUCAAUGUGACGAAUGUAUUCAAAUUGUUGGAAAAAGUGUGAAGAAGAGCAACCAAAUUUACGAUGAAAAUUCAGAUGUGGAGGUCUGUGUUACAGAAGAUUCUAAUGAUAACGAUAUUCCAAUGAGUAUUAAAUUUAAAAAUGAAAUUAAUAAAUCUCUUGAAACUCAAACAUGUCAUUUAAAUAAUGAACUGGUCAAAUCUGACGGAGAUGAAAAAAUAAUAGCGCCAAUGAAGAGAAAAAAAUUUCAUGUUAUUACUGAUGAUCUCAAUAAUGUAAUUAACGAUGAUAAAGGUGUUUCUUCCUCAAGUGAAGAAGAUUUAAUUACAUCAUUUGUUCGCAAAAGAAAUGUUAUUUGUUCUGAUGAAAGUAGCUGCAGCACACCACAAAAGAAAACAAGGAGGCAAUCAACCACAGUUACUAAUUCCAGAACUGAUGAGAGUGAUAAUGAAAUUAGGAAUCCAUUAAGUAUUCCUAGCUUAUUUUCAUCAGAUGAGGAAGAAGAAAUAAUUAUGCCAAUGAAAAGAAACAAAUUUCAUGUUAUUACUGAUGAUCAAGACUUUUCAUCUUCAAGCGAAGAAGAUAUAAUUACAUCAUUUAUUGACAAAAAAAAUGUUAUUCGUUCUGAUGAAAGUAGCUGUAGCACACCACAAAAGAAAAAAAAGAGCCAAUCAACCAGAGUUGUCAAUUCCAGUACUGAUAGUGAUAAUGACAAUGAAACUAUAGAUCCAUUGAGUCUUUCAAUAUCUUCCUAUUCUCGUCACCGCAAAAAGCAACACAUUAAACAUACGCCGCCUUUAGCACAACUAGUAAAUAUUGCUAAUGGUCAAUCAGCUUCUAAAUUAAUGUUAAUGCGGAGUGUUGAUAACACAAACAAACCUGGUAAUAAAAAAGAAAGUCAUGGAAAAUAUAUUGUUACUCCAUUGCAACAAAAGCUUGAAUUUGAAAACACCACAAACACAUCUUCAUAUUUAAGUGAGAUAAAAAAGCUUUCAGUUUCUCUAAAAAACGUUGAACAUAAUAUUUGCAGAUUGCCACAAAAAUCAAGUACAGAUUGCAAAACAAAUAAGGAAAAUAUAGAAUAUAUUGAUCAAGCAUGUUUUCAGGAAAACAAGCUAAAUUCCACGCCAACAAAAAUAAACUUUACUGAUCACCAAGUAUGUAAUUGCAGUAAAAAUAAAACAGAAUUUACUUCUACUCAAGAAAAUGCAAGCAUAUUAAAAUCAAUGUUAAAAUUUAAAAAUGUAACAGUUCGUUUACCGCGUUUAUUGGAAAGUAUACAAAAGACUGAUGGUUCCAAAGAAAGCAAUAAUUCGUCAAGUUAUUGCUGCUCUGAAGAGACCAAAAACACUGAUUCAUCCAACAAUAAUACGAGUAACAAAGGCAUUCCAAUUCAGACGAGUAAUACAGUAAGACAAUUACGAUUGAGAUCAGUGUGUGUGAAAAGGGUUACUGAAUUACAUAAAGAUGAGAAUUAUACCCGAAAAUCUUUUGAUAACUCUGCUUUGACAAGAAAUUCAGAACAAAGUAACAGUAAAGCAGAGAAAGUAUCUAAAAAUGUACACAAUUGUUUUCAAGAUAAUAUUAAUAUGAAUUGCAAAAAAACACGUACAAGACGUUCAACUUCAAAAAGUGCUCCAAUAUCUCGAAGUGAUGGUGAUGAGCAUGAAUUAUUUCUUUUUGAAACAAGUUGCAUUGCAAAUCGAACACGAAGAAAAUCAUGUGUUAUAAAAGAUAAAGCUGAUUCAAAGAUUUAUGAUGAAUUUGAACCAAAUAGCAGUAGGACUAGCAAGGAGAAUAACUUUUCUACUUCAGAAACGGAGAGUUUUAAAAGCAAUAAUUAUUCUUUAAAAUUUUGUAAUAUUAAAAUAGAUAAUCAAACAAUAAAUAAACACGUAAAUGAUUAUCAAAUUAAACAUAACAGAAAUAUAACUACAGAAAAAGCAGUUCGCUUACAAUUCUAUACUGAACUAGAUGCAUAUAUGAUGCCAAAAUUUAGACGAGUAAAUGAAGCACUAAAAAAGUGAUUUAACAUUAACCUGGUUAAGUCCAAGUCCUAAGUGAUUAAGUCCAAAUUCAAAUUUCAACAACAACAAAUGCAAUUAAAUAUCAUGGGAGUAGAAGAAAUUAAGUGCUACUUUUGAGAGACAUAUUUUCGGUACUGGAAUUGGAAAUCAUUCUUAAAUUUUUUACAAAAUAUAAUAAUUGAGAGCUUUUGUAUUCAAAAGUUGUUGUAUAUACUUUUUAGUUAUUUUAAAAUAAGAAA